CAGAGAGGUCAACUGGAGGGGUGGCUGUGGGCUGUGGGGCCGGGACCCAGCCGCGGAGACCUUUGCUGGAAUGUACUCUGCUAACUGGGCAACGCGUGCCGGGGAGGCCCAGAUGCUGCUCUCCCUCCGCGGAGCCUCGCCUUGGUUCCCUGGAGUCCACCUUUCCGUCCCACUUUCAAAAGCAUUUCAAAGAAAACGAAACAACGCCUCAUGCCCUGGGCAGCCUGCCGCCCGGGUGCUGUGGAAAUGUUUGCUUGCGCAGUAUGAGGUCAGCUCCUACCCGACUUAGAAUUUUGCCUAGACUUGGGACCAUGCACACUCCGCGGUUCAGGCUCUGACCUCCCCAGAGCUUGGCCCUGCUUUUAACCUCUCCUCACUCCUAGCGACGCCUUACGAGUGUCUUUGGCCCAUUCCAAGCCCGAAAAGAAGCGGUAGCGAUCCAGAAAAGUUUACUUUUCAAAGAAGCUGUGGUCUUUGGUCUAAGGCCUUGCAGAGCCGAGGCCGGGCUCCCAGACGCAACAGAGCUUGAAGGACUGCGCGGUGGGAGCCCCGCACUGCGCCCGGCCCGUGGCCCCCCUGGAUCCGUCGGGGCGCCUCCACCCGGCUGUUAGCAUGAUGUCUUACCUCAAACAACCCCCAUACGGCAUGAACGGGCUCGGCCUGGCCGGGCCCGCCAUGGACCUCCUGCACCCCUCCGUGGGCUAUCCGGCCACCCCGCGGAAGCAGCGGCGGGAGCGCACCACCUUCACGCGCUCGCAACUGGACGUGCUGGAAGCGCUCUUCGCCAAGACUCGGUACCCUGACAUUUUCAUGCGCGAGGAGGUGGCGCUCAAGAUCAACCUGCCAGAGUCUAGAGUCCAGGUCUGGUUCAAGAACCGCCGCGCCAAAUGCCGCCAGCAACAGCAGAGUGGGAGCGGGACCAAGAGCCGCCCAGCCAAGAAGAAGUCCUCCCCGGUGCGGGAGAGCUCGGGCUCGGAAAGCAGCGGCCAGUUCACGCCGCCCGCUGUGUCCAGCUCCGCCUCGUCCUCUAGCUCGGCGUCCAGCGCCUCCGCCAACCCGGCGGCUGCAGCCGCUGCAGGCCUGGGCGGGAACCCGGCGGCGGCAGUCCCGUCGUCGUUGAGUACGCCGGCUGCCUCCUCCAUCUGGAGUCCGGCCUCCAUCUCGCCCGGCUCGGCGCCGGCGUCGGUGUCGGUGCCCGAGCCAUUGGCCGCGCCUAGCAACGCAUCGUGUAUGCAGCGCUCGGUAGCCGCAGGCGCCGCCUCAGCCGCAGCCUCUUAUCCCAUGUCCUACGGCCAGGGCGGCAGUUACGGCCAAGGCUACCCUGCGCCCUCCUCUUCCUACUUUGGUGGCGUGGACUGCAGCUCAUAUCUAGCGCCCAUGCACUCGCACCACCACCCGCACCAGCUCAGCCCUAUGGCACCGUCCUCCAUGGCCGGCCACCAUCACCACCAUCCGCACGCGCACCACCCGUUGAGCCAGUCCUCAGGCCACCACCACCACCAUCACCACCACCACCACCAGGGCUACGGCGGCUCGGGGCUCGCCUUCAACUCUGCCGACUGCUUGGAUUACAAGGAACCUGGUGCCGCCGCUGCUUCCUCUGCUUGGAAACUCAACUUCAACUCGCCUGACUGUCUGGACUAUAAGGACCAAGCCUCAUGGCGGUUCCAGGUCUUGUGAGCCCGGGAGUGGAAGGAAGAGAAGAAACGCAACUACCUGCGCCCUCCGCGAUCCCCGUCCUAUUUCUGCUGCUGCUGCACCGCCCGCCUUGCCUCAGCUUCUCCAGACCUGAAUUUUCAUGCCCCCAAAAGAUGCCCAUCGCCUGCAGUGCCGCCCUCAUCUUUGUACCACUUGCUUGGGGGAUGUGCAAACCCGCCCGCCCCUUGGAUGAGGGAACCGGUGCUUAGGCUUGGCCCACAAGUUCUAUCAGGGUGAGCUGUGUGCUCCCCUUCUCAACCCUUGACUGACUCCUAAGUCACCCUCUUCCAGUCUUUCUGGACAGUUAUUAUGCACUUGCAGCCUUCGGAGGCUCUUCGCUCUGACUCGCUGUUUGAGCCCUACACUUUUUAUUUAUUCUUUCUGGACACUGGAGUCACUAACUGGCAUGUCUGCCUACCGGAGUGCACCCACACUCUACCAGAAAUCAAAACAACCACUAAGUGUUUCUCGCGUGCAGACUGCCGCCCCUUCAGCUGCCCUCGGCCCCGCUCCCGGCCUGCAGGCCAGAGCUUCCCGGCGUUUCCUCCUCCCUAGCCGGAUGCGCUGGGGCAAGGCCGGAGGGAGGAGCGCGCCUCCGGCCUCUCGCGCACAGCCCCGCCCUGCGUAGAACUGGCUCAAGCUUCCGCCUCGGCGGGAAUGCUGUACAUAGUCGGGUCCGUUCCAGGGGCCACUUAAACUUUUUAGUUGCUGUUGGUUGAACUGAGCAUAUCUCGUUUUAGCGCCCAGGAAAUAGAACUUUAAGAUAUAUACAGCAUAUAUAUAUACAUAUAUAUAAAACAAAGCAAAAAAUAUUUUCCCUCUGUUCCUCUUCCUAAAACGAUGGCGCUUUUACUUUUUCAGUUGUUGCAAAGCUGUCCUGCCUCUCACCCCUUCUCGCUCUGUGUAUUUAUUAAAGAGAAUCGCUUGGUUCCAGGAAGCUGGGCGCGGAGGAUCGGGAGGGUCCGGGAGCGUGGAGGAAACAGCCAAGUCAGGGUACGGGGGAGGGGAUGGGGGGGCCCCCCCGCAGGCUGAGCCCUUCACCAGGUCUAAGCACAGGGUCGCAGUUCCUGUUUAGAGACCAAAAACGAAAGAAAAGAAAAAAAUAAGUAAAAAUACAGCAUUAUGGGAAAACAAACCAACCCAGGCCCCAAACCCCAGUUCCAAUUCCUCUGUCGGCUUCUCUCUCUUUAAACAACCCUGUUGUCUAGUGAGUUUUUAGUGCACCUUCGUUCUCCGAAAUCUGCGGAGAGCCCCGCGCCUGUGUAUCAAUUUUGGCUUUGGCCGUUUCGUCCAGUAGGUGGGAAAGUAAAUUGUAAAUUUGAUUUGUCCGAUGUGAAGAUCACAAAUUACUUGUUGAAAUGUAAGGCAGUCCCCCUCCUCCCCUUUUAUCUACAUUAUUUGCCGAAAAUAAAUGCAAAUUAAUGAA
Molecule: messenger RNA, 3124 nt
Organism: Equus caballus (horse)
Lineage: Eukaryota; Metazoa; Chordata; Mammalia; Perissodactyla; Equidae
Source: RefSeq, a predicted model, not a curated record